Molecule: messenger RNA, 2575 nt
Organism: Anneissia japonica
Lineage: Eukaryota; Metazoa; Echinodermata; Crinoidea; Comatulida; Comatulidae
Product: RWD domain-containing protein 1-like
Exons: 7
Coding region: 79-774 (231 amino acids)
Biological process (GO): cytoplasmic translation
Molecular function (GO): protein binding
Source: RefSeq, a predicted model, not a curated record
UCUGGCAACCCUGGUACAGUACACGCGAGUUAAGGAAAAGGAACCUAUUUGUCUGUAUUAUUAACGAUCGCCAAUCAAAUGACAGAUUAUAAAGAAGAACAACGGAACGAAAUAGAGGCAUUGCAAUGCAUUUAUCCUGAGGAAUUUUCACUUCUAUCAUCAGAUAGCUUUUUAAUCAGAGUAACAUCUGAAUCAAGUAGUCAGGAAGAUGAAGAAAAUGAAUGUGUUUGUGCUGAAUUACAAUUUGAGUAUACGCCUACCUACCCGGACGAAGCCCCAAAAUUCCAAGUUGUUUCCUGCAGUUUAGAGGAAGAGCAUCAGCAGGCGUUAUUGCAGCUUUUACAGGAACAGGCUGAAGAAAAUCUAGGAAUGGUUAUGGUAUUUACAUUAGUAUCUGCAGUACAAGAAUACCUUAAUGAAAGUUUAGAUAAUAUUAAAUUAGCUCGUGAAAAUGCCAAAUUAGCAGAAGAAGAGAGACAAAGGAAGGAAGAGGAAAAAGUAUUUAUAGGAACACCAGUGACAAUAGAAACGUUUUUAAAAUGGAAAUCAAAGUUUGAUGAAGAGUGUGAAUCACAGCGUAGUAAACAGAAAACAGCUUCAGAUGCUCAGUCAAAAAAAAGUACAGGAAAAGAAUUAUUUGAACAUGGAAAUGCUAGAGAUGACUCAGAACUAUCAUUAUUGGAUGAAGGUGAUCGUGUCGAAGUAGAUGAAUCGCUGUUUGAAGACAUAGAUGAUCUUGAUUUAGAAGAUGAUGAUCUCGAUAUCGAUGCCUGAUCUCACAUCAUGAAACUCAACUGACUCAUAAUGAACAAUUUAGAGAGAGUAAUCCAUGCAGUAACCAUUUGAGACCCUCAAUGCUUUGUUGUUUUCUUACUUGUAAUGUUCUCCCUGUGGUGAAUAUUAGUGAUAUGUCUAUAUAUGGGCAUGAUGCUGUCACAUGACACCCACUUAUUGGCUAAUCAUAAUUAUUUGUCACAAACUGAGAAAUCCUGAUUUUUGCUUAAACCCGAAAUCUUGAGAAGGUGAAUUUCUUAGCCAUCAAGCCACACUUUCGCUUUAAAUGAAUACAGAAAACAUGAAUAUUCAUAAGUAAUCAUAAACAUUCAGCAUGUCAAAGUUCAUGUCAGUAAAUAAAAUACUUCUCUGUUGGUGUUCAGCAAAUUAUAGGUUUCUAUUUAUAUGAUAUUCAAUAUUUCAUUUUUUUUUAUUACUAUAUAGUAUUAUAUUAUAAAGAUUUAUAAAUGGUCUUCUAUCUAGCGCAGCAUGCAAGUACCGUAUUAUUAUCAAAGAAAAUUGAAUAUAGAAAAUUAACAACAAAAGUAUGUAAAAUUUGAAUGAAUAAUACAAUAUGGAAGUAUGGACAAAAUAUAACUAAUAGGAAGAAUAAUUUAUUAUUAUUCUCUUCAUUAUUAUUGUCAUUUAUUUCUUGAAUAUUGUAAAUAUUAGUAAGAUUUUGUUAUGGUUUAAAACUAUUGAUAAAUUAAUUUACUUAAACAAUUGAAUAAUUGUUUACAUUCAGGUGAAUACAAUACAGUUUUUUGGUUUUUUUUUGUUAUUGAGGCUGUACCAAGUAUUGUCAAUAGCGAACUUGAUUUCUCUCUAAAACUUAGAAACAAGAUGACAUAAUGAUGGCUAAAAUUGCGGUCGCCCACUCUUCCCCUUCCCCAGUUUUUAGACUUAACAAAUCUGUAUCUCAAUAACAUUUCCCGAGUUUUUUGUCAAACAUCAGUAGAACAUAUCUAUUCCCCUCCCCUCCCCUCCCCUCCCCUCCCCUCCCCUCAAGAUCAUAGCUUUAAGCAAUGAGGCGGUAUAUAAUGAAAAUUUGAAUACUCAGUUUCAUAGAUAUGUCAUAUUGUAUUUAGCUGAUGUAUCAAUUUAGAUAAAUGUUAAAAAGGAAAUCUAAUAAAAAUGUUAAAAGUAGCUUAUUGCCAAAUUACCCAAUUGUUGAUAUGACGUAUUUUAAGCUUGGUUUCCAUACAAUUGCUACACUGUCGCUACAAUCGUUGCACUGCGAAGCAGUCCACGACGCAAUCGGGAACACUCACCGAUUCGUCAAACCAAUGAGCAUCACCGAAAGCUGUGGGCGAUAGCGUGUAGCGAUUGAACAUCGCAUCAUGACCAUAUAUAGGCAUAUCAUGACUAUAUAAAGGCACAUCAUGACCAUAUAUAGGCACACCAUACAACAGUUUUUUUGAGCGUGGACAGGGCUUCACGUUAACGUAUGCUGCAAACAUCUAAUAAACAAAAUUUUUAAGAAAAAUUUAUUUUGAAUAUUUUAAUCAUUCACAACUAGAAAUACCAUAGAUGACAUUUUGGAUAAUCAGUGUAUUAAUAUAUGAAUUACUGAUUUAUUUUCACCAAUGCCACUUGCUAGCGGGUCUAGCAACUCUCUUGUAACACAAACAAUGUGCUGCAUUAUUUGAAUGAUUUGAAACAACUUUUUUAAAAAAAAACCUUUUUUUUUCUAAUUAUUUUGAUCGUAACUGUGCUGGGCUUCAAAAGUGGUUUAACAAAUUCCUCGCCAUUAUUGUAUAUUUCAAUCGUAAUAUCAUAAUAAAGGUUGAUAAGAUAGCAA